AUGAUCUUAAAUUGCGGUUUUGUGUAUUGGAAAAAUAGAACAUUGGAGAGCUUGAUGAAUGGUCCAUAAAAGACAAUGUGACAGGUUAUAGUCGGAAAGACCAGGCAGCAAUCGGAAAGUCAAUGUCGACUUCCGCCUGCCACGCCAUCAUCUAUGCAUUACCGGUGUGCCGUUUUUGGGUGUCUUUCCCAGCGUUCGGCCGACAUUCGUCACCUUUGCCGACAGACGAAGCCGCGCCGCAAAUCAAGGCCUGCUCUUUCGCCUCCUGA
Caenorhabditis auriculariae is the source of this 269-nucleotide messenger RNA. The record is from the annotation of a GenBank genome assembly. NCBI's taxonomy places the organism in Eukaryota, Metazoa, Nematoda, Chromadorea, Rhabditida, Rhabditidae.